This is a messenger RNA of Cyclocybe aegerita, 675 nucleotides long. Lineage: Eukaryota; Fungi; Basidiomycota; Agaricomycetes; Agaricales; Hemipholiotaceae. The record is from the annotation of a GenBank genome assembly.
AUGAAGGUUUCAACUAGCUCCGUCAUUCUUGCUGCCUUAGCGAUCUCUUCCUCUUCCUCUACUUUGGCUGCGCCGGCUGGGGACUUCGAAGAUGCAGGAUGCUCACCUUCACAGAGUACGCACUCCCUGCACCAUUGCCAUCCCUCCAGUGCGACUCCUACUCCAUCCUCCAUGAACGGCAGGUCUGACAUCCUGGUCGAGAGAGUUCAUCCUUCACUCGACUUGCGAGACGUUAGCCUAAUUCCUGGUAAUAUUGUCCAGAUCGUUAACGGCAUUCCGAUUCUUGGGCCUGUCCUGGGGUCCAUACUCAAACAGCUCUCAGUCGGUGGACAGCUGGGUACUCAGGCUGUUGACGGGGUUAGCGAAGAUGAUAUGGCUUCCCUCAAAGCGGCGACCGCCGAGGUGAUGCGGGCGCUCAACAACAACUCGUCAAAUGUUGCUGCUCCAGUGCAGAACGUCCAGAACAUCGGAGCGGGCACCUCGGCGACAUCCAAAAGCUCCUCCAACUCUCCCGCCCCUACGGAAAGCGCGGAGGCAGCAGAUGCAGGCUCCAACGCUGGGGCUAGCGCCACAUACUAUCCAUCCUCCUCUGCUAGCCCUCUCAUGCCCAGCAACCCCCCGAACACGCCAUCUCUCCCCCUCCCUAUCAACCCUACCCCUCCCGUCCACCCUUAG